Penicillium atrosanguineum is the source of this 675-nucleotide messenger RNA. RefSeq lists its product as uncharacterized. NCBI's taxonomy places the organism in Eukaryota, Fungi, Ascomycota, Eurotiomycetes, Eurotiales, Aspergillaceae. The coding region runs from base 1 to 675 and encodes 224 amino acids. Gene Ontology annotation, biological process: regulation of transcription by RNA polymerase II. Gene Ontology annotation, molecular function: DNA-binding transcription factor activity; RNA polymerase II cis-regulatory region sequence-specific DNA binding. The record is from RefSeq and is a predicted model, not a curated record. The transcript has 2 exons.
AUGCCGCACGUUUUCGGCCGCUACGUGCUGCUUGACGAUGAUGGCAACUACAACUGCGGGAUCUGCGAUAGACGGUUCUACUCCAAAUUAGCCAUCUAUGCCCACUGUCGCAACACCGGUAAACAUGACUGGUGCGAGAGUUGCGAACGCGUCUUUGUGACUGAGGACUCCAAGCUGGCCCACCUCCGAUUCUCAUUCAGCCAUAACUUCUGCAACGUUUGUGACCAUGACUUCACCAGUUACCAGAACCUGAAGCAGCACCAGUCUCUUGCCCAUUCGAGCUACCGACUAACACUUAUCGUAUCACUGCAGCAUAUGAAGGUUCACGAGGAGAAGAACAUUGAAUGUCCAGCCUGUGACAAAGACUUUUGCCGCUUCUCGUACCUCCUGUUGCAUAUUGAACGGAGUCGCUGCUUUCCAAUCAAUCGAAUCGAGGGCCUGAUAAACGGGUACGAAGAGGGCCACUUCGACUGUCAACCCGAUGACUUGUCUGAGUGUUCGUUCUACUGUCAGAACUGUGAUAGCAAGUUUCGCCGUUUGUCUGGUCUCUUUCAACAUGUUGAAGAUACCAAAGAUUGCUCAUAUCUACUACGACCCACAGGCAAUGGUGAUGAUCUCGAGUCUCUGAGACAGUACAUUCUCGAAACCCUUGCGUAUGAGGUCGAAGGUUAUUGA